Messenger RNA from Scylla paramamosain (green mud crab), 3097 nucleotides. It is a transcript of the gene Sgf29, whose product is annotated as SAGA-associated factor 29-like. The transcript has 8 exons. Gene Ontology annotation, cellular component: SAGA complex. The record is from RefSeq and is a predicted model, not a curated record. The coding region runs from base 924 to 2000 and encodes 358 amino acids. NCBI's taxonomy places the organism in Eukaryota, Metazoa, Arthropoda, Malacostraca, Decapoda, Portunidae.
ACCAGUGGUGGAGGGCCGUGGCAUUGCUGGAUACGGAGCAGACAAGUGGUGCUGGGACAGGUCGUUAGGCAUCUUCACAGCAGCUACAUGAAGGCCUACCUGGGCGCCCUUAGAACCUCCUCUCUCAUCAUCAAUACAGUUCUGGUGGCUGUGGUGGUGGUGUCCUGGGUGUAUACAGUGAUUGCAGGACUGAACAUUGCCCACCGCAUCCUUCGCACCAUCCCUGGCUCUGUCUGAGCAUGGGGAAAGGCAAGGAUAAGAAUCUGGGCGAGUGAGACUAAGCCACGAUACUGAGCCCCGAGGGUUAGCGAGGGGGUGAUGCGUGUGGCCAGUUCCCGGUGUGUCACUUUCUGCUCGGCUGAGAGGAGUGCCUGAGGGCCGGCUUACUGCUGUGCUGACAGGAGGUUCGUGUUGACCCUCCGGGUCAGAGAAAUCCAGCUGUUGCAAUGGACCAGCACUAGAUCGGGUGUUGAACUGCUUCCUGUUCCCUGUGCUACUUCUGAGGACAUAAGUAUAAGUGUGAAGUGUUAUAAUUAGUGAAGUACAUGACUGUUUAUGGUUACUGUUGGGUAGCUUGGCCUAGCUACAUCUCAUCGUAGGAAUAUCAAGAAGAUGAACUGUGUGUUUAUAGAUUUGGCUGUGAACCACAUCCCUAUUUUCUUCAUAGCGACUUUGUAAUUUGUGGAUUUGAAAUAUGGACACAUCAUUAGGAACAAAACCCUGCACCUGAAUGUGUGACUCCCUGCACUAGGCAGCUGUCAUGUUUUUGUCCACUGAUAAUAAUGAAUGGCAGUGUUAGUGGUUCCUGAGAUUCUUUAGAGAAGAUGCACUGUAUGGGUUGGAUUUAAUUGUACUCCAAUCUUACAUUGCUGCCCACCACUUUCUGCUACACACCUUAGUUUUACACAAUCUCACACUCCUUCAUGUACACAGUUCACAGUUUUGUUCUUUCUGCCUCUGACUUGCCUGGGACCACCACAGGGAGUCCCAAGAGGAGUGUGGACAGCCCAAAGUCUCCAAAGAUGCGGGGCCGAGAUUCAUCACCAUCCUUCCGGCGGGAGCAGCUGUUGAGGAGUGAGCCUCUUCCUCCCAUCAAUGUCACUCCAUACCCACUCUCCACCUCCACAGAGAUGGCCAUGGCCAUGAGCUCAGAGGCACAGGCAUUGCAGGAAAGAGUGAAGGUGCUCUCAGAUAUUGUGCGGGAGCUGCAGAAGGCACGUGACGACAACAUCCCUCACAUGAAUAACAUCAAUGCACUCUCUGACAAAAUAGUCAAUGAAGAAAAGCUGACAGCCUCCAGUCGGAACAAGCUGAAAAUGAUGUAUGAGCGUUGCGUCACUGAUACAGAGAAAGAGGUACAGCUGAUGAAGAAGGCACUCAACACUGUCUACCAGAUACGCAACAUUCGGCACGAUCUCAGAAUCCAGGCCAAGAACUCUGGCAACAAAGAGACCAUCCGACGUGGUGCCCUCAUGAAGAUGCUCCUUAACUGUGCCCAAACACUGCCCCUCUGGAUUGGCAACUUUGGGGAGAAGCCGCCGCCCCUGUGUGGUGCCAUUGCCCCUGAGCAGAACUAUGUGGCAAAGGUGAAUGACAUGGUGGCGUGUCUGGUGAGAGGCAGUGAGGGUGAGGACAACUGGAUCCUGGCUGAGGUGGUGAGUUACAACCCUGCCACCAACAAGUAUGAGGUGGAUGAUAUAGACGAGGAGCAGAAGGAGCGCCACACUCUCAGCCGCCGCCGUGUUUACCCCUUGCCACUGAUGAGGGCCAACCCAGAGGUGAACCCCGAGGCACUCUACCCCAAAGGAUCGAUUGUCAUGGCUCUGUAUCCACAAACAACCUGCUUCUACAAGGCUGUCAUCAACCGUCUCCCCACCCUGGCCACAGAGGAGUAUGAGGUGCUGUUUGAGGACCCAACUUAUGCUGAUGGGUAUUCGCCUCCCCUCAUGGUGGCCCAGCGCUACGUCAUUCAGAUCAAAGACGUUAGUAAGAAAAAGUGAGGCAAAGAGGAGGAGGGGAGAGGUGAAGAGAGUCAGCAGGAUACAGACCAGGGAGAGGGAGAGGUGUGGUGAGAGGUGAAUGAGAAUUGAGGCUAAGAAGAAGAGUUAUAAUGCCAACAAGUGAAGUGAUAAAAGAAAUGCUACCAAAAAGUAAUAUGGAGAGGAGAUGAAGCAGUGAGAUGAAGAAUACUAUCAGCAAGAAUGAAAAAUAAGAAAAACAAGAAAUGGAAGAGAAGGAUGGUAAAGAGACAAAAUAUCAUGCAAAGUAAGGUGGAAGUGACUGACCCUUAAUGACACUCAACAGUAAUUAAUCACUGGAGUGAAGGAAGGAAAGAUGAUAACCAGGCAAGAGGAAGUAAAAAAUAGUAUGUGAUGGUAAAGGAAUAAUAAGAAGAGUAAGGACUGAAGAAACUGGCAGUAUAUUAAAUAGUGGGCAAGUGGAAAGGCCUCAUUCUUUAUGUGGUUUGUUACAUCUUAUAUAAAGCGCAGGGCAGGAUUCUGUUCAGCCAGUCAACACCCAAAUGCCAUGUACAUAAAUAUAACUGGGUAGGCAUGAUAGGGUUCUACAAGACAGCUGAAAAACACUGAGAUGAUAGAGACCACAGCAAGCCAAGAGAACAGUUUCAUAUUAACAGUAAGGGUGGUCAAGAUUAAUAUGAAAACAAACAUUGACAGUUGAAUAAACAGCCAUGCCAUUGAGCCUGGGUAACAUGUGGCCAUCAAAGACCUGUAGGGAAGGACAUUGAUUUAAAGGACUUAUGCAAAAUGUGCAGUGUCUUUCAAGUGUCUUACAACAGAAGUUUCAGGUCUUGUAUGUUUUUUUUUUUUUUUUUUCAGCAGUUCUUUUCUUCUCAUGUGAACUCUGCUCCACAGACACUGAUAAAGUGAGCAAAUGCUGUGAAAUGAAUGCCAUGGUUGUAACACCCAAAUGUACAACUGAAGUGUUUUGAGUGCAGCGUUUGUAAUAAGUGUAUGUGUGUGUGUGUGUGUGUGUGUGUGUGUGAAAGAAAUAACAACUUAGUUUCUAAAAAUAAGGUGAUCAAAGUAUAAUCUUUAUAGUGAGUCAGUGAGUUUGUAUAAUAAAAGAAGCAAAUCCA